Molecule: messenger RNA, 789 nt
Organism: Harmonia axyridis
Lineage: Eukaryota; Metazoa; Arthropoda; Insecta; Coleoptera; Coccinellidae
Product: sperm motility kinase-like
Exons: 1
Coding region: 1-789 (262 amino acids)
Biological process (GO): protein phosphorylation
Molecular function (GO): ATP binding; protein kinase activity
Source: RefSeq, a predicted model, not a curated record
AUGUUGCGAUCAGUGGCGGUCGUACCCUCCAACCCCUCUGAUGAAGAGUCCACUCCGGAGAGAAUAACCAGGAUCUCCGGACCAUUCCGGAAGAUCCGUACCCUCGGCGAGGGAGGUUUUGGAAAAGUGUUCGAGGUCGAACACGGAGAUAUAAGAUUUGCCCUGAAGGUGGCCCCGAAAGACGAGGUGUCCAUGACGGAGCUGAGGAUGCUGAAAGCCAUGAGACACCCAAACGUGGUCCGCCUAUUGGUGGAUUACGUAACCGACGAACGGCUCUAUCUUGGGGUCGAGCUGAUGGAGGGAGACCUGUUGGAACUGGUCCAACGACGGGGACCUCUGCCGGAGGGGGAGUGUUGUGAUAUGUUGGGGCAGGCUUUCGCUGGGCUGGCGGCCUGCCAUGCUCAGCGUAUCCUGCACCGGGAUAUAAAACCGGACAAUUGUCUCCUCCGGGGUCGGCGGGUCUGCAUCGCUGAUUUCGGGCUCGCCUGCCGACUUAAUCAGAGGUUCCCGACCACGUCGCGGCGAGCUGGUACUCCCCCAUUUUGGGCACCGGAGGUCCUGAAAAGGUUGCCAUUCGGACUCCCCUCGGAUGUGUGGGCCAUGGGAGUGACGGCCUUAUACAUGGCAACCGGGAAGCUACCCUUCAUGACGCCGAAUGGGGAAAAGAAGGUCAUGAACUUGAUAGGACACUACCGCGGGGAGGAGAUGCUCGAGGUGCCAGAGGGAUUACGCAGCAGCCUGGUGGAACUUCUGAGGGUUGAUCCAGCGCAUCGCCCUUCCGCUGCAUGA